AUGCUGCGGGCUUGGCUCGACUUGCCCCGUGCGCCGAUCUGGAGAAAUCGACUUCUUUUUUUUGUUCCGAGUCUUGUUUGCAGCGCAAGAACAGACAUGAUGAAUUCAAUAUCGCUAUGCAGGCGAUCUGCGCCCCAGAAAACAAUCUAUACGACCUUACGAGCGCUGUCCUCGACCUCGAAUACACAGAAACGCGAGCUCAAAGACCUCACCCCGUCCGACCUCUGCUACUAUUGGGAUACGCAGCCUCCCCGGCCUGAUCAACUAGCCUUCGCCGACAAGGUCUUCACUCCAUCCCGUCAUUCUCCUUUAAAACUAUGGUCUGCGGCCAAGUUCCGCACGACACCACUGUCAUCGACAGACCCCGAAGUCGCAUUCCUUGGCCGGUCAAAUGUCGGCAAGAGCUCACUCUUGAACGCAAUAAUGGGACAGGAGGUCUGUUGGACGUCGUCGAAACCAGGACGGACGAGGGAAAUGAAUGCGUUUGGAAUUGGCGGCACAAAAGGUGGCGAACAUAAGGUUGUCUUGCUUGAUAUGCCGGGUUAUGGAAAGGCCAGUCGAGCUGAGUGGGGAGCGGAGAUUAUGAAGUAUCUCCAGGGACGAAAGCAACUUCGUCGAGCAUUCAUCCUCAUCGACAGCACACACGGCAUAAAACAAACGGACGCCGAUAUUCUCCAAAUGUUCCGACACUACGCAAUUCCACACCAAAUAAUUCUAUCCAAAGUCGACAAGUUCCUUGCGAAAAAGAUCAAAUUGAUGAAGUGCGGCGUAUCACCAUACAGCCUCGAACGACUUCGAGUUUUGUUACAGGGCGUCAAACCGAUCAUUCAACCUGAUGCUCGAGUUUCCGAAGGGCCUGGCGCCCUGGGGGAGAUCUUGACUUGCAGUUCUGAGGUGCAGGUUGGUCCUGGUCGAAUGUUGGGAAUCGAUGCUAUUCGCUGGUCGAUAUUGUCUGCUGCUGGUAUUGAUGGAAGUUUAGAAGGGGUUCGGCCUGCUGAGCCGGUGGCUGCUGAGGACAAGUCAAGUUCUAUUUGGUGA
This is a messenger RNA of Penicillium nucicola, 1038 nucleotides long. RefSeq names its product translation initiation/elongation factor MRX8. Lineage: Eukaryota; Fungi; Ascomycota; Eurotiomycetes; Eurotiales; Aspergillaceae. The coding region runs from base 1 to 1038 and encodes 345 amino acids. The record is from RefSeq and is a predicted model, not a curated record. Gene Ontology annotation, molecular function: GTP binding. The transcript has 3 exons. Gene Ontology annotation, cellular component: mitochondrion.